Molecule: messenger RNA, 956 nt
Organism: Orbicella faveolata
Lineage: Eukaryota; Metazoa; Cnidaria; Anthozoa; Scleractinia; Merulinidae
Product: calmodulin-regulated spectrin-associated protein 1-like
Biological process (GO): cytoplasmic microtubule organization; negative regulation of microtubule depolymerization
Cellular component (GO): microtubule minus-end
Molecular function (GO): microtubule minus-end binding; calmodulin binding
Source: RefSeq, a predicted model, not a curated record
ACCUGUUUCCGAGCAACAGGCGGAGAAACAUUCUUUUUGGGAACCAAUCAGGAACUGAUAAUGGUCAGUACGUACUCAGUGACGUAGUUUUGGCGCGAAGGUGUAACCACAUGACAAUCACAUGAUGAUGACACAGCAGCGCUUCCGGAUGUGUUCAAAGUGGGGCCCUCUUCCAAAUAUAGUUGGGGCUUGGAAAUGAAUACUUAAAAGGGCCUACUCAGUCCCAGACGCUCAGCGACCAAAGGGGACGAGAAUGAGACUGGUGAUGAAAAUAUUCAUAAGGGCCUGCGCAGGCGUGGAGGCUAAUUUGAAUGGUUCGAAAAUGUGAAAGGAAUAUUGAACAAAAACAAUUGAGUGUCUCUAGUAUUUUUGUACCCUUAGCUUACUUGAUGCCCUAAACAUUGGUAAAGGAUGUGUCUUGAAAGGAAAAUCGUGAAGAUGGACGUCUGUGUGAAGAAAAAUAGCUAGUAUUGGACUUCAUGGAUUCUUGAAGCUCACGAGUCUGAGGAAGAAGAAUAUCGAUGGACGACGUUAAAGUGGAAAAUGUCCCGUACAAUGUGAUACCUGUGACAGAAUAUGAUCCUUUUGAGGCGAAGUUUGCGGCUUCUCUUUACUGGUUAGUAUUUCGUGCUACUGAAGAUGGAGAAUUUGAUGACAUCCCAUCCCAAGUAACCAGUCCCAUUCAGAGGGAUUCUGAGAAACGCAUUACUGUCCGUCCAGAGGUAACGGAAUUCCUUACAAAUGGUGUGAUUUACUGCAAGGUUUGUGACAGCAUCUUUGAUGGAAAAGUUCCUGUGGUUGGUCAGUGGGCUCUUCUUCAGACCCUCUCUCGUCACGGCUUUUAUGUGGUUGAAGAAGGUGACAUUGCUGUCACGGAUUCUGCUUUACAGCAAAAGAAACCAUUUAGAAAGUCCACACAUCUCGCACNACAUUGCACCAAAUUCACAUACGUGUAG